AUGGCGCGAGGGCGAGCAGCGGGCGCGCGGGGAGCGGCAGCGACGCGCGGGGCAGGGAGGGGCGGAGCAGGGAGGGGAGCGGUUGAGGUGGGUGGGGUAACGGCGGGCGUGGAUGCGGGGAUGGGAAUGGCGAGAGGGGUAGCGGCGGGAGUGAUCGCGGCUGGAGAGGUGGUAUCGCCGUUCGAGGUGACACUUGGGGGAGGCGGCAUCACUGCGUGGUGCAUGCACGUGCACACCGUGCUCGGCACGCGCCUGCUCGUGCCCGCCGCCCCCACCGCCACCAUCAGCGACCUCCUCCGUGCGUUCCCCUCGCGCUCCCCGUCUCCCUCGCCCCCCACGCCUUCUUCAUCUCCCCCCCUCUCUUUCUCCCAUGCCAACCGCCCCCUUCAUUGCUGCCUUCCUCUGUCCCGCAUGGUGGGGCAGCAGCACGAGCACAUGCACCCGCACAUGGGGAGCAUUCGUUUCGAGUCCGUCAAGGUGUGUGCUUCUGCUUCCCACCCACCCUUGAGGCACGUGUCAUGCCAUUCAUUUCUACAUGCGCCACCCCUCCCAAGGGCACGUGUCACCCCUCCUGGCGCAUACCAGUUCUUUCAAAUCCAUACCUUAAACCCCUCCCUAGAAGUGCUGCGCCAGGCCACUCUGUUUGAUGUCGCCCCACAACUCAGACUGGCCCACGUGUUGAAGCCUGAUGACGUCAUCCUCGCUUUUACUGGGGAUGCUGACGUUGCUGCUGAUGUCAGCGACUAUCUGACACACCACCUUGCCUUCGGCUUCUCCCCGCCGAGUCACGACGAGUCUCCCUUUAGCCCUCUUGACCACCACUCACCAUCUCCUCACCACCAACUGCCACGUGGCAAUCUCUCCAGCAACCACGUGGCAUUUCAGCGUGGGCUGCUGGCUGCCCUCGCUGCUGCUGAUGUGGCAGGGAGGGGGGUGGAGGCGGUCAGCGAAUCAGGAGAGAGGAGGAGAGUGAGGGGGGUGGUGUUGGGGGGAGGGGGAAAGAGGAUGCGGUUGGAGGGGGGGAGUGGGGAGGGGAGGGGAGGAGGCAGUGUGCCCCUGCUGACAGAUGGGGGGGCGGGAGAGGGGGGAAUUAGGGGAUCAGGAGGCGGGGGAGGGGGAGGGGACGCGCAGGUGGGUGGACAGGUGGGCCGUGAAGGGCGUGGCAGGGAGGGGGAAGGGGUGGCGAAAGGGGGGCAGGAACGGGGAGGUGAGAGGAAACGGAGGAGGGAGAGCGAGGAAGAGCAGAGCAUGGGUGAUGGCACUGGUGAGGGGGGAGGUCGGGGGAAGGCAGAUGGGACGAAUGUAGAUGCUGAGAAUGCUGAUGGGAAGAGUGUAGAUGCGGAUGAGAACGCUGAUGGGAAGGGGCUGGGCGAGGGGAGUGCGGAUGUGGGACGGGGAGGGAAAAGACAAAGACGAGCGGAGGGGAGUGAGAAGGAUGGGGUGGUGGAGGGGAGAGAGAGGGAUGGGGGGUCGGUGGAUGGGGUUGAGUUGGAGGGGAGAGGGGGUGGGAAGAGGGAUGAGAGAGAUGCGACUGUGGGGAGGAAAGAGAGGGGUGGAGGGGAUGGGAUGAAGGAGAGUGAAGGGGUGAAGGGGAAAGGGAACGAUGAGGUGAAAGCUAUUGACAAGGUAAAGGAGAAGGACGAGGUGAAGGGAAACGAAGGGAAAGAAGGGAAAGCAGGUGGGAAGGGGAAAGCAGCAGAGGAGGGAGGGCAUGAGGUGGUGGAGGAGGAGAGAGCAGUGAAUGGGGUGAAGGAGGGCCGCGCAGCAGAGGGUAUUGACACGUCUCAAAAGGCGUCACAGAGUGUUGGCGAUAGUGCACGGGGUGUUGGGGUGAAGGGUGGUGGUGGAGAGGAUGAGAGUGGGGAGAUUGAGGAGGAAAGUGAGGAGGGGAGCGAAGAGGAGAGUGAGACUGAUGGUGAGGAGGGGGGAGAGGAGGAGGGAAGGGAGGAGGGGAAAGGGGAAGGGAAAGAUAUGGAGAUUGAGAAAGAGGAAUCAGAGGAUGGGGAAAGUGAGGAGGACGAGGAGACCGAGGGGGGAGAGGAUGAGGAAGAGGAGGAGAAAGUGAGAGUUUCAGAGGCAGAGGCGAACGAAGAGGGGAAGAAGGAAGAUGGUGGUGAUGAUUCGGACACAGAAGAAGAAUCGGACGAAGAGACAGAGGAGGAGGUAGAGGAGGAGGUAAGAAAGAAAGGAAAGGUUGAAGAAAAGGAAGCGAAAGGGAAGGUUGAAGAAAAGGAAGCGAAAGGGAAGGAUAAGGGGAAGUCAGACAAAGAAGAGGAGGAAGACGAGGAGGAUGAGGAGGGGAAAGUGAAAACGUCGGAGGCAGAGGCAACAGAAGAGGGGAAGACGGAAGAUGGUGGUGAUGAUUCGGAGACAGAAGGAGAAUCGGACGAAGAGACAGAGGAGGAGGUAGAAGAGGAGGCAGGAAUGAAAGGAAAGGUGAAAGGAAAGGAAGUGGUAGGGAAAGGUAGAGGAAAGACAGAAAAAGCGGAGGAAGAGGAGGAGGACGAGAAGGGAGGGGAAGAGGAGGAAGAAGAGGAAGGAGAGGAGGAGGAUGAGGAGGGGAAAGUGAAAGCUACAGGGGCAAAGUCGAAGGAGGAGGAGAAGAUGGAAACUGGUGGUGAUGAUUCCGAGACAGAAGAAGAGUCAGAGGAAGAGGAGGAGGAGGAUGAGAAGGAAGAAAAGGAGGACGAGGAGGAGGAAGAGGAAGAGGAGGAAGAGGAAGAGGAGGAAGAGGAGUCAGAUGAUGAGGUGGUGGUGUUGGAGAGCAGUGCAGAGGGAAACAAGGGGCGAACAGACAAGGCUCAAACCAGAUCUUCUGCUGCUGCUGCCGCUGCGAGCAAAGCAGUGGCAACGAAAGAAGCAGCAAGCAAGGCGGAAGGAAAAAAAGCUGACGGCAAAGCAGCAGCGGUGGGUAAAGCAGCACAAGACAAGCAACUAGCAUUGAAGGAAGCAGGAGGCAAACAAGAAGCAGCAAGUAUGGUGGACGGCAAAGGAGCAGACAGCAAGGCAGCGGUGGGUAAACAAGACGGGGAAAGAAAAGAUGGAACAGCAGGAUUAGGAGGGAAAGUUGUUGAUGCAGAGGAUGAGAAGAGUGAGGAAGAGAGCGAGGAGAGUGAGGAGAGCGAGGGGAGCGAGACAGAGAGCGAGGGGGGAGUGGAGGAGGAGGAAGAGGAAGAGAGUGAGGAAGAAGCAGCGGAGGCAGCAGAAGCAGCAGCAGCAGAAGCAGCAGCAGCAGCAGCAGCAGCAGCAGCAGCAGAAGCAGAAGCAGGGGCAGCAGCAGCAGCAGGUGGUAAUGCAGUUCCUGCUCCAGACACAGAUACAGCAUCAGUGUCAUCACAGGUACCCACAGCUGCUGCUGUGGAGCGAGUGGGAGGAAAAUCAUCAGCAGAGGGGAGGGCAGGAGCAGGAGGGAAGGCAGCAGCUGGAAGGGGAAAGACGGUGGGCAAGGGGAAGGCUGCUGCUGCUGCUGCUGGUAAGGCAAAAGGAGCAGAAGCGGCCAAGUCGGGUGCAUCACGUGCAGUAGCAGCAGGGGCAGAAGGGCCGGCAGAGGCAGCGGCAGUGGCGGAUCCAAGACCUUUUCGAAUGAGCGCACCACCAAUGGGGAGCACCUUCCGUUUCCCCCGAACCACUCCCCCUAUUGACUCCGCUGCCCCUGUUGCCUCUGCUGCCCCCUUGCCUCCACCUUCCCCCACACCUGAACCGCCCAGCCCUAUGCCGGUCCUUGACUUGGGAGACAUUCUCAAGAUGAUAAGGUAA
Molecule: messenger RNA, 3756 nt
Organism: Closterium sp. Naga37s-1
Lineage: Eukaryota; Viridiplantae; Streptophyta; Zygnematophyceae; Desmidiales; Closteriaceae
Source: the annotation of a GenBank genome assembly